AUUUAUUCACUGUAUGACUGAAUCCAAAUGCGGCAGCACAUUUACCCAAGUGAAAGGUGCUGUUGUAGCACUCAGAUUUGCAGGGAAAAGACUUUGGCUGAACUUGGAUGGAUGACAUGUUUUUGAUGCUGGAUUUGGAGGGGAAGUGGUCUGAAUUUCUGGAGCUGAAAAACACAUGAUCUUCACUUGAGCUGCUCUGCAGGGAACCUCAAAGCCAUGUUGAAGCCCUGGGGAUUUUGCGUUAUUAUCAUUCAGCUGUCUUUGGCUGCGGGAAUGAAUUCUGUGUUUGUCAUUACAGAUGGGAGUGUUCCGUGGACUCCAUCUGGCUCUAACAUAGGAAACAGAUACUUUAUCAGGGAGAAGCCAGGAUGGGACCCUAACCUGUUAUAUCUUCAGAUGACUCCACCAAGAUUUGACCUCCUCCCACUACACUCUGAUCCUGAAGAUGCUACCAGUGUAGAUUUAUGGUUUACAGAACCUCUGAUACAGACACAGAGGCAGAGAAUCACUGAUAGCUGGAAUCCUGCUUUUCAUGCUCUGUCCUCUGUAAAUCAGAGAGUACAUGCUUGUGUUGGAGAUAGUUGUCUCAUUAAAGAGGCCUUCCCAGUUUAUCUGACUCAUUCAGACAGGUUUAGAUUCAGCCAUAAUCACACACUCGAGACAGAAAUUAUGUCUAACCUACAACAUAUGACCCUUUGGGCAGGUGAAACUAAAUACAGCCACCAGACUAUAGUUAUUAUGGAAGAGGACGCUGCAGUGAUAAAGUCAGCAAUUUACCUGUAUGAGAGGCAUCCUACUGUAUCUACUCUGUUGAAGUACCAGAAGGGGGCGCUGCAUAUUCUCAGGGGAAGCCAUUUCUUUUCUACUGGAAAUCAUGAUAUCAUACUGGUUGGCCAUGGCAGUGAGGGUACCAAUGGAACAGCCCAGCUGGCAGGUUAUGGGCCAGAGGAACUUGCCAGAUUUGUGUCAACUUUAAAAACGGAAAGCAUCCUCAGCCAACUUGGCACCGUCAGCCUCAUCGGCUGCAACCUUGGAAAUGACCCACAUUUUAUGCUGCAGAUGCUGCAAACUCUCCGGUCUCUCCGUGUGGAAACAAAGCUGCACCUACACAACGCCUUCCUGUCUGUCAGCUCUGAUGGAGAGAUAAUGACCAAAACUGACAAAGUCUGGAGGUCCCAUGACCACAGCAGAAGAGUCAUUGCUGAACUGGACCAAAGAGGUGACCUGCUGACUACAGUGGAACUUGGCUGUGCAGGGCCAGUGUUUCCUGAUUAUAAAGGAAAUGUUUUGUACCUUCAGACAUUAGAGUGGCCAAGCCACCCUCAAAUGUUUGUUCCAAUGGAGCUGCGCAAAAAAUACCCUUCUAUUGACUGCCUGGAGGGGCUCACUUGGAGCUUGUUCUUUGAGGAGAAUGAAAGGAGGCGUGCUCCUGAUUAUAUCCCAGAACGUGAUCAAAGACACCUGAAAGCUAUUUGGCUUACAGAGCCAGGGGCAGGAGAGAGCAUUUUUUUAAAGCAUAUCACCAACAUUCAGGAUGUACUUGUGGAAAUUCGAUAUAAUGCCAGAGAGGAAUUUGCCUCAGACCCUUACUACGUUCUCAAUGAUUGCAUUUAUAGGGUACACAGGAAAAAUCUUAGUAUAAGUCUGGUGGGCAAAUUCAUGAGCACUGACAAUCAAGCUGAAAUUGAACGUUUCCAGCUUAAUUUCAUGAACCAGAACAACAUGUCCUCCCUGCAGGACCUGAGACAGGGUCUCAAAGCAUCCAAAUUCAACGACUUUUGUCGCCAGACUUUCCAAUUCCAGCAGUGUAGCUACAACUGUGAGAGAUGGGGUCAUUACUUCAUGACAGCAGUGUUCUCAGCAUCUGUGCGUAACUUCAGAAUCUUCUCACUUUUCCUCAUGAGUGUGAUAGGCUGUGAAGUAGGCCGCUCUCGGGGGACUGAUAGCUCCCUGUGCUCAGCGUUUGUUGAAGAUGACCACCCCAUGGUGACUGACAAACCCUGGCCUGAACAACUGAGACGAGGAUUUUAUGGCUGCACUGUUGACAACUAUGAAAUGGCACCACAGGAGAGCCGGAAUUGGUUAGAUCAAGUUGUUGCAAAGGAAAAUUCUUUGUACAUCAAAUCAAAGCAGAUGAUGAAUGCUGUCACCCAUGACGAGCGAACGGAGCUGGACAUCUUUGGGAGGGUCAAAGUCAUGAAUAAGUACGUGUUCUCAUCUUACCUAGAAUUCUUUCGAGGUACACCUGAGGGAAAGAAACUCAAGAGAGGAUGUACUACAUCUUUCAAUGAUGAUUUAUAUCCAUAAAUGCAGGUGCAAUGUGUGAUUAAUGCUUAGAUCUCACUGCUUCAGCUUGCUGGCACAGCUACACAUCUGACAGCAUACUAGAUUAAAGGUAUAAAAUAUAACACUUGUUAAAGCAGCAGAUAAUUCACAUGCUUGUAAUAAAUACUCAAAUUGUGUGAGAUGAUUUUUUUCUUGUUAAACCA
Thunnus maccoyii (southern bluefin tuna) is the source of this 2489-nucleotide messenger RNA. RefSeq lists its product as uncharacterized. The transcript is spliced from 6 exons. Bases 217 to 2307 code for a protein of 696 amino acids. Lineage: Eukaryota; Metazoa; Chordata; Actinopteri; Scombriformes; Scombridae. The record is from RefSeq and is a predicted model, not a curated record.